GAGCUUGGCUACAGUUAUGUUGAACUAAAUGCCAGUGACACCCGCAGCAAAAACAGCAUGAAGGAAGUAGUGGCACAAUCUCUGAAUAAUACCAGCAUCAAAGGAUUUUAUUCAGGGACAAGUACAUCCGUAAGCAACAAGCAUGUUCUAAUCAUGGAUGAAGUGGACGGUAUGGCAGGAAAUGAAGACCGAGGGGGUGUACAGGAGUUAAUCUCUUUGAUCAAACAAUCGAAGAUCCCCAUUAUUUGCAUGUGUAAUGAUCGAAAUCACCCUAAAAUUCGGUCACUUGCUAACUAUUGCUUUGACCUCCGCUUCCAGAGGCCCAGAGUGGAGCAAAUUAAGGGGGCUAUGAUGUCUGUGGCAUUCAAGGAAGGACUGAAGAUUCCACCACCAGCUAUGAAUGAAAUUAUACUUGGGGCCAACCAUGACGUUCGGCAGGUUCUUCAUAACCUCAGUAUGUGGAGUGCUCGCAGUAAGGCUUUGACCUAUGAUGAAGCUAAGAGUAAUGCUAAAAAUGCCAAAAAGGACAUCAAAAUAGGUCCUUUUGAUGUUGUACGCAAGGUGUUUGGUAGUGAUGGAGACAAUGCUCACAUGACAUUUAUAGACAAGCUGGACCUCUUCUUCCAUGACUACUCGAUAGCGCCUCUCUUUGUUCAGGAAAAUUAUAUCCAUGUGAAGCCAGCUGCGUCAGGAGGGAACUUGAAGAAACACUUACUACUGCUGAGCAAAACGGCUGAUAGCAUAUGUGAUGGCGACCUGGUAGACAGGGCUAUCCGCAGUAAGCAGACCUGGAGUCUCCUGCCUACACAGGCCGUCUAUGCCAGUGUCCUGCCUGGGGAAUUGAUGAGGGGUUACAUGCCUCAGUUUCCAACUUUUCCUAGCUGGCUUGGGAAACAUUCUUCCACUGGGAAAUACGACCGUAUUACACAGGAGUUGGCUAUGCACACAUCUUUAAGAACGCGGGCAAGUAAGAGUGCUUUGAAUCUGGAUUACCUGUCCUACAUGAGGGACAGGCUGGUGCAGCCACUGAUAACCCAAGGCUCAGAUGGUGUGCAGGACGUUGUGGACCUAAUGGACACAUACUACUUCGUGAAAGAGGACUUUGAUAACAUUAUGGAGAUCUGCAGCUGGGGAGGAAAGCCAAGCCCUUUCUCCAAAGUUGACUCCAAGGUGAAAAGUGCUUUUACACGCAGCUACAACAAAGAGGCUCAUCUCACCCCUUACUCUCUGCAAAUGGUAAAAGCCACUAAACGAGAAACUGCCUCAUCACUUGACACGGAGUAUAGUGAGGAAAUGAAUAAUGACAAUCCGGCUGAAGAAAAUGAAGAUGAUGUAGGUGGAGAUGCCAUGAUCAAGGCAAAAAAGGCAAAAAAGGCAAAACGUCAAAACCUUCCAAGCCAACCAAAGCCGAAAAGAAUGAAGACAAAAAGCAGUGUAAACCGAAGACCAAGAAGGCUAAGU
Molecule: messenger RNA, 1461 nt
Organism: Staurois parvus
Lineage: Eukaryota; Metazoa; Chordata; Amphibia; Anura; Ranidae
Source: the annotation of a GenBank genome assembly